Ochotona curzoniae (black-lipped pika) is the source of this 2456-nucleotide messenger RNA. It is a transcript of the gene GPC1, whose product is annotated as glypican 1. Gene Ontology annotation, molecular function: fibroblast growth factor binding. The transcript has 9 exons. Gene Ontology annotation, cellular component: synapse; extracellular region; plasma membrane. Gene Ontology annotation, biological process: regulation of protein localization to membrane; cell migration; negative regulation of fibroblast growth factor receptor signaling pathway. Lineage: Eukaryota; Metazoa; Chordata; Mammalia; Lagomorpha; Ochotonidae. Bases 94 to 1770 code for a protein of 558 amino acids. The record is from RefSeq and is a predicted model, not a curated record.
GCUCUGCCCUUCGCGGGCCGGGGCUGCGCGGGGCCCGGCCGGGAUCCGAGGAGGGCGCGGGCCGGCGGCGGGGGGCAGCGCGGCCGCCACGCCAUGGAGCCCCGGGCCCGGCGCUGGUGGCUGCUCUGCGCGGCCGCCGCGCUGCUUGCCUGCGCCCGCGGAGACCCCGCCGGCAAAAGCCGCAGCUGCAGCGAAGUCCGGCAGAUUUACGGAGCCAAGGGCUUCCGCCUGAGCGACGUGCCCCAGGCGGAGAUCUCGGGCGAGCACCUGCGCAUCUGCCCCCAGGGCUACACCUGCUGCACCAGUGAGAUGGAAGAGAACUUGGCCAACCGCAGCCGCGGGGAGCUGGAGACGGCACUCCGGGACAGCAGCCGCACCCUGCAGGCCAUGCUGGCCACCCAGCUGCACGACUUCGACGACCAGUUCCAGCAGCUGCUCAAUGGCUCGGAGCGCGCCCUGCAGGAGGCCUUCCCUGGCGCCUUCGGGGAGCUGUACACACAGCAUGCCCAAGCCUUCCGCGACCUCUACGCCGAACUGCGCCUCUACUACCGCGGUGCCAACCUCCACCUGGAGGAAACACUGGCUGAGUUCUGGGCACGUCUACUGGAGCGCCUCUUCCGGCAGCUGCACCCCCAGCUGCUGCUGCCCGAUGACUACCUGGACUGCCUGGGCAAGCAGGCCGAGGCGCUGCGACCCUUCGGGGACGCCCCACGGGAGCUGCGCCUGCGUGCCACCCGCGCCUUCGUGGCCGCCCGUGCCUUUGUGCAGGGCCUGGGCGUGGCCAGCGAUGUGGUCCGCAGGGUGGCACAGGUGCCCCUGGGCCCCGAGUGCACCCGCGCCGUCAUGAAGCUCGUCUACUGCGCACACUGUCUGGGGGUCCCGGGUGCCCGCCCCUGCCCUGACUACUGCCGGAACGUACUCAAAGGCUGCUUGGCCAACCAGGCCGACCUGGACGCUGAGUGGAGGAACCUCCUGGACUCCAUGGUGCUCAUCACGGACAAGUUCUGGGGCCCCUCGGGGGCAGAGACGGUCAUCGGCAGCGUGCACCUGUGGCUUGCAGAAGCCAUCAACACCCUCCAGGACAACAAGGACACACUCACGGCCAAGGUCAUCCAGGGUUGUGGGAACCCCAGGGUCAACCCCCAGAGCCCAGGGCCAGAGGAGAGCCGGCGUCGAGGCAAGCUGGUGCUGCAGGAGAAACCUCCCACAGGCAUACUGACCAGACUGGUCUCUGAUGCCAAGGUCAGGCUCCGGGAUGCCCAGGACUUCUGGAUCAGCCUGCCGGGGACGCUGUGCAGCGAGAGGAUGGCCGUGAGCGCUGGCAGCGACGACCGCUGCUGGAACGGCAUGGCCAAGGGCCGGUACCUCCCCGAGGUAAUGGGUGACGGCCUGGCCAACCAGAUCAACAACCCCGAGGUGGAGGUGGACAUCACCAAGCCGGACAUGACCAUCAGGCAGCAGAUCAUGCAGCUCAAGAUCAUGACCAACCGGCUGCGAGGCGCCUUCAGCGGCGAUGACGUGGACUUCCAGGACGCCAGUGACGAUGGCAGCGGCUCGGGCAGUGGAGCUGGCUGCCCCGAGGAUGUGUGUGGCCGCAGGGUGGGCAGGAAGAGCUCGGGCUCACGGACGCCCUUGACCCACGCCCUGCCCGGCUUGUCAGAGCGGGAGGGGCAGCAGACAGCGGCCGCCAGCUGCCCCCGGCCCCAGGCGUCCCCGCUGCUCCCGCUGUUACCCCUGGUCCUUGCAGCAGCUGGGCCCUGGUGGCGGUAACCACCCACAGCCCAAGGACGGAGGCCCAGGACAACUUUGCCAAAACAGGACAGACAACGUGACCCUCCCCAUGGCCAGGAGAGGCCGGCUCUGCAUCCUACCCAGCCUCUUCCUGCACCCUCAGGUCAGCUGGAGCCAGUGCUCCCCAAAGCCAUGUAUUUCAGGGACCUUGGGGUAGCUCCCCGCCGGAGGCCUGCAAGGAGUGGCCGGGAGCCACACCUCCCCCGAGACCGCGACUGCGGCCUGUGCCUUCCUCUCCUGCCACCUCCCCGGGGCCUCGCCGCAGCCCCCAGCCAUCAGGCGGGUGGUCGAGGGUCCUCCUGGGUGACCCUCCUCCAGCUUGCCAGGGCGCUGAGCCACACCCUCCCUCUUGCGCCCAGACCCACUAAGAGGGCUCCCCCGUGCAUGGACGGGGCCCUGCAGGCCUCCACUCCGCCCUGCUCCCCAAAGGUGCAGUGCUGCCCACAGCCCCAGCAAGCAGCUGGACCCUCACUGCGUGGGGUUGCCUGGCCACUUCAGCCACAGGGAUGUGGGACAGCUACAGAUGCUGCAGCCCAGAACAGGACCCCCUAGCCCCUCCCUGAGCCCAGGCGGCCAUGCGGCAGAGGGGAGCCGCUUGGCCACGCGCUGCUCGAGCCAGGCAGCUGUGGAGAGCUCGUCAUGAGCUGGCUCACCGGGGCCUCUCG